UCCUAAUCGCUACCCGACCCCCACAUCGUCUUUCUUCUUCACGUUGAAAAAACAAAUAACAAGAUAAAGGGCAGUCACGUGGAUGGUAUCCCCGCGUGCUGACCUUCUGCACCAACGUCUCUCUCAAAAAAGUACAGUUGUAGCAGAAGCAGAUGUGGAAUCGUCCUUGCUCACAGGAGAUCGUUCCACGUUGCAUCUCGAGGACAAGGGAGUUGAAUCAGCCGUCCAUCCCCUUUCCUCUUCAGGAAUAGGUUUGAAACGUGAGGAAAAGGUGUUCAUCCUACUUUUGGAUUGAAGGUUUGGGUUUUGAAUUUGAUUUUUGGAUUUAGAAAUCAAUAUUCCAUUUCUACCCUUUUCCCUCCCAAAAAUUGGUAACCCUAAUCUCCCUCCUAUAUAUAUUCUUGUUCGUUCACUGUGAAAAGGUUUUUUUUUUGGGGAAAGGAUUUUUAGAGAUUAAAUUUUUCUAGCUUGGGAUUUUCCACGGAAAGUGUGAGAACAAUUUCAUAGGAGAGAGGGGAAUAUCGAAAGAGGAAUACAGAGAGAAGCAAGUAGAAAAUAGAGCUUUCUGAGGAGCUAAAUUUUUUUUCUCUGUUCGAGAGCUUUGUUCGGGUUGUCUUGUUGCUGCUUAUAUCGGUGGUUGUGUACCAAAGGUCGUCGGGAAGCUCUUCCCUUGCUCGUUCUUGUCUCUAUUUCGCUGCCCAGGAAACGAUAUGGAUCGUUUCCCAAAGUUCAACAUUCGUCUCAGCGCCACCUCAACUGACGAUGUGGUAUGAUAAUUUUGAUGGGAAUCAUAGAAGAACCCUCAACAAAUACGUGGUUGCAUUAACAGAACAUAUCAACAUGAACGGUUGGCCGGAACUGGUUGAGGUACUUACGGGAUAUUCGGAUAGCCAGAGGAUGGUGUUACGAUUCGGAACCGCCGAAAUUACCCCGACUUUGGAGGAAAUAAGAGAUUGUAUAGACACAGUAGGCACUGGGAUAGAAAGUAGAGCAAAAAAACAAGAAGACAUCUUCGUCCCCAAUAUCCGUAGAGGAUAUUGCGGACUGGUUUGGGUUGGGAAAGGACUUUGCCUACUGGGGCCAAGAAUUCCACGUAGCAUUCAGGGACCUUUAUAUCCGAUUUGUACAUGCAAGUUUCUAAGCCACUAACAAUCCAGAGUUCAAUAUCCCCUACAGAGAAUGGAACGAGAUUCGUCCUCUAACAUUUGCUGUGGCGUUAUUGGGAACAAUGGUCUUCCCUCAUGGUUCAAAUUUGAGUAUCAAUACUCGAGUUAUAACACUUGUGCACACCUUGUUCAAAGGGUAUGAGAACCAAGGUCUAACAAAAUACUACCCUAUAGCUCCGGUCAUCCUGUCCGACAUGUAUCGAGCCUUGGGAAUGUGUAAAGAGGGACAUGGAUACUUCCAAGGAUGCAACCUACUUCUUCAGUGGUGGAUCCUCAGCCAUUUAGAAAAGGGUGCUGGGACUCGGGAGCUGCAUACUCUUGACAACAAGAAUACACUCAAGGAUUUGAAUGACCCGUUGUACUGGGCAAAUAUGAACAAUCGGAGAACAAGGGGGAGAUGGGCUCAAAUUUUCUCCGAAUUGAGAGAAGAAGACCUCCAAUGUAUGCUCGACCGUUUUAUCUCCAAAGAAGUCAUCGUGGAGAGCCGCAGACAGGUUGUGCUUCCUCUUCCAGGAAUUCGGGGAAUUCGCCCUUAUGCACCAUUUAGAGUAUUGCGACAGUUCGGGAAGAGACAAACUGUACCCAAAGAAGCAUACUAUGGCACUUACGUAUACGAUAUUGGAGAUGAUAGAGUGCACGACGCGUCUGAAAUGUUCAGAGAAUGGAAAAGUGCCAAGCGUAUGGAUAAAGACACCAUUGCCCCUGACCGAUUCAAUGCUGGGAACGUCAAAGGUUACAAAGAAUGGCUGAAGAAGGACAUACAAAACGUCUUCUUUCAAACCCCGCGUAGCUUUCGCAGCGUAACGGGCCGAGAAGCCAAAGCAGUGUCCGAGAUAGAAGAGGUAAAGGAAGAGGCCAAAGAGGUGUACGCUAAGUUCGUCGAGAACAAAGAUAAUCUUGAGAGGGUGACUCAAGAGGUUGAAAGACAGAGGCGUGGUUAUGAUGAUUUUGAUAACUGGAUCAAGGGGAAAAUCGAGAGGAUGCGAUAUGAAAGCUUGGAAGACAAAGGACGCCUGGGUGAAGGUUUCUUGCUGCUGCUAAGAUAUAUGUUUCAGCAUCACAAGGCUCAGAGGGACGAUGACGGAGCAGGAUCAUCUGGAGGGACAUAGUGGACCUCACCCCUGCGUGGGUUUUUUUAUAUGUAUUUACAUUGUUUUAGCCCCUGCGUGGGCCUGCCUUUAUUGCACUUUCAAAUGGCCCCUGCGUGGGUUUGUCUUUAAUAUUUAUUUUCCCUUUGUGAACAUUAUUAUUCACUAGUAAAUUUUAUUUUGGGGGGAAUUGUUUAUUUGGUUCAA
Molecule: messenger RNA, 2461 nt
Organism: Solanum pennellii
Lineage: Eukaryota; Viridiplantae; Streptophyta; Magnoliopsida; Solanales; Solanaceae
Exons: 2
Coding region: 1229-2275 (348 amino acids)
Source: RefSeq, a predicted model, not a curated record